UUUUGGCGCACCGGAUAACAAAAUAAGGAAUAUUCUGAGGCUAAAACCGUGGAAAUUCGACAGAUCGGAGGCCCAGUCGCUUUUCCCGACCUCUGAAUUAGAGGAGCCUCAGAAGUUUGAAUGUGGAGAUUGCUGACAACUCUGAGCGCGCGGAAGCCUUGCGGAGACGUCUUCGAAUUCGAGUCAAAUUCGACUGUGGUAGCCUUCAGACAUCCGAUCGAGAAGCUGGACUAGAACGUCUGCAGAGACAAUUGUGAUCACUCGCCUGAUCGCCGAUGGACCUCCUCAAAGGCUUUGAGGGGGCAACGGAGAGACCUCGGGAUGUUACGAAGGACUGUCUGAGACCUGUCAGGGGCAAUUUCCCGGUCGGAAUCGCUCAACGUUCCCCUAAUUGUCCAGCAUUGAAAUCAAUGCGAGUGGAGCAGCAGGAGCGACUCCUCCUCAGGGGGAUACUCUGCAUUAUCGGACUUACACCAGAUGACUUAGUCUGGAGCGAGCGCAGCUCAAGCGGGAAAUGCGAAAUCCAUUUCCACCCGGAUAUACAGCCUCAGCUGGUCGCCGAGGCGAAGGGCAUGGCUGACUUGGCGGUGAACCAUUGCACGAUAAGGACCUUCAUAACAGAGUAUCAAACGACGAAAUUCUCGUUGACACUGCAGUCCCUGGUCGGAUGCAUCAGCAGUAUCUUGGCGAAAUUUCGGCUCCAUCUCGUCAGUGUGUCGGACGGCUUGCAUAAGCUUUCGCUCAAACUGCUCCAACAACAGAUGGCCCAACAGCGUAUCAUACUUCUCACAUUGUCCGACCUGUGCAACAAGAUCAUCGACGAGCGUCUCGAAGGCGCACAAAUUCUAUCGCUUCUCUAUUCGUCGGUCGGGAACUCUGGCAACUCGGUCGCGCGGGGCAUAUACGAACGAUGCCUACAGGAGGCGAUUAAACCCUACAUCGAAAUGCUGCGUCAUUGGCUGAAAGGCAAACUGAUGAUAGAUCCCAGAGGGGAGUUCUUGGUUCAGCUCCGACCCUCGUACCUCCGCAAGGAAGAGGUUCUCUCUUCGAAGUACGACCUUAUCGAGGAGAACGUACCGUCCUUCCUGGACGAUCUCAAGAACGACAUUAUGAAAGCGGGAUGCUUUGCCGAGAUGGUCAACUGCGUCAAUGAGGAAAGAUUGGAGUCAUCUACGACCGGAAAACUUGAAGAAGAUCAUUCGGCUGCUGAGAGCGUAGAUCGAAAUCUGGGCAAGGACGCGGAAGGUCUGACAGUUGAGGAGCUAAGACGCGGAGUCCAGGCCGUCAUUGUAGACACAUCAGCGACGCUUUUCAACGUCAUGACGAAAUUUGGAGACCUAGAGGAUCAUCUUACGUCGCUCAAGGAAGUCUUCUUAUUCGUACGAGCGGACGUCUUCAAAAGGUUCUGCGAUCUCAGCCGUAGCCAGCUCAUCACUAGCAAUUCGCUGUAUUCUCCGAUGGUCCUGAAGAAUUUCCUGGCUGAUGCCGUGACGGGGAGCGCCGCAUCCACUUUCACGCAGUCCCAUAUUGGCUUGAGCUUCCACGAGGAUAAAUUGGUCGCGCGAUUGGCAGCUCUUGCCGUUCGGAGCGGCAAACUCAAGGAGGAGGAGGUCGUGAAAUAUUUAGAGAACGGGGGUCGAGGCUACACCUUUGAGUGCCUAUCGACAGACCUAAACGGUGGAUGGAUCCUGCAACACUUGCUCACGCCGGAGGUUCGGGAGAUGUAUGAAAUAAUUUUCGGGACCCGCCUCCAGCUUUUCCUCGGGGAAUCUUUCUGUGCCGACGUGAUCCCUUACACGACGGGCAUGGCGCGAGCCCUUCUGCAGAGAAUGCUCGUUUUCGUACAAAGCCUCUCCGCGUACUUCUCUCUCUUCUCUGUCGAGCAAGAGUGGUCCCAUUUACGGAAGAAACUUAGCCAGGUUCGCACCGUGGACUCGCUGGCGAAGACCCACCGAGAUUACGUCCGUCGGAUAUUCCAGCGAUGUCUCCUUCCCAAUUUCGAGGCCUCGAGCAGAUUACUCAACAUUGCUGCUACGGUUCUACAGGCUGCCAUGUGUCUUGAUCGCAUUAUCAACAAGGAGCAGACAGUCAUUCAACAGCCAGUGAAGGUGUCGGACUGCUCUAUCGACGUUGAGAGGGAACUGGACAUCCCGGCGCUCGAGGGGCUCGCGCAGGGUGAUCUGAAUGAGGUCGUCGAUUACUUCGAACGGGAAUUCAAUAAAUCGGUAGCGAGGUGGCUGGACAUAACGGAGAUCAAAACUCACGAACAACUCCUCACCUUGCUGGCGAUGAACGAAUGUUAUGUUAUCAAAAAGGAAACGUCGAUUACUUCCAAAUGA
Galendromus occidentalis (western predatory mite) is the source of this 2339-nucleotide messenger RNA. Its product is annotated as gamma-tubulin complex component 2. Gene Ontology annotation, molecular function: microtubule minus-end binding; gamma-tubulin binding. Lineage: Eukaryota; Metazoa; Arthropoda; Arachnida; Mesostigmata; Phytoseiidae. The record is from RefSeq and is a predicted model, not a curated record. Bases 276 to 2339 code for a protein of 687 amino acids. The transcript has 13 exons. Gene Ontology annotation, cellular component: spindle pole; microtubule organizing center; gamma-tubulin complex. Gene Ontology annotation, biological process: cytoplasmic microtubule organization; meiotic cell cycle; spindle assembly.